AUGGAAAAGAGAAUGUCAGAAAAAACGAACCACAUGAACUUUUAUAUUCAAAAUGAAUUUAAAACCAUGUUGAUAUUGAUUGAUUUAAAUACAAAACGAGAUUUUAUAACUGCAGCAAGAAAAAGUUCAUUAGACUCCCAACAGUUUCUUUCCGUUCCUUUCUUGAUCGAUCCUAUCAAGAACAUCUCACCACUUAACAACGAAACUUUUACACAAAAAUUUCAGAGACCUUUCAAGGUCUGA
This is a messenger RNA of Clunio marinus, 243 nucleotides long. The record is from the annotation of a GenBank genome assembly. NCBI's taxonomy places the organism in Eukaryota, Metazoa, Arthropoda, Insecta, Diptera, Chironomidae.